AGUAUGAAUCUGUAAGUCCUGAAUAAAACUUAAAGCCAAACAGCAUGAGGAGCAGCAGAGUGAAGUGGUUCUGUACACUCACAAUGGGCAGAAGACAUCUGAUGUUGUGGAUCUUUACUCUGUGUGUUUCACUCGAUCCCACAGUCGGUCACAUUCCUGAACUAGAUGGAAAAAAGGUGUAUGAGAUUGUUCGACCAAUCAGAUUACAUGCUCUACAAAAAAGAGACUUAAAGUCAAGACCUGACACGGUGAAAUAUGCUAUGACACUGGGUGGUAGAGACAUUGAAAUGCACCUCCAGAAAAAUGAUGGCCUAUUGACGAAAGACUAUAGAGAAACUUAUUACACUGAAGAUGGGAUGCUUGUCACAACCACACCUGAGGAUCUGGACUUAUGCUAUUAUCAUGGGAAAAUAGUCAAUGACAGUAAAUCAUCGGUUAGCAUGAGCACCUGCGAUGGAUUACGAGGCUAUUUCCAAACAGAGGAGCAGAGGUUUCUGAUCGAGCCGUUGUCUGAGGAUGGUGAUGGUGACCAUGCUGUCUUUAAGUACGAAGAUGUAAAUGAAGAGACGCCUAGAGUGUGUGGAGUCACCAACACUACUUGGGACGAGAGUGACGAAGGCGCUCCUCCACGCAUUCUCAAAAGUCGUUCUCGUUCCUCAGGGCCAACUUUUUUCCAGCAACAGAAAUACAUUGAGCUCUUCCUUGUGGCAGACAACAGAGAAUACAAGAAAAUGGACAGCGAUCUUCAGAAGCUGAGAAAGAGGAUAUUUGAAAUCAUCAAUUACAUCAAUAAUGCAUAUAAAGAAAUCAACACAUUUGUUGCUCUGACUGGAUUUGAAGUCUGGACAGAUAGCGAUAAGAUAACAGUUUCUCCUGUUGCGGGAGCUACCUUGGAAAACUUUACCAAGUGGAGGAACAGUGAUCUUGUCAAAAGAAAACAGCACGACAACGCCCACCUCCUUAGUGCAAUCAACUUUGAUGGAGCAACUGUGGGUCUAGCUUACAUUGGAACUCUGUGUGGAGGUCUUUCAACAGGGAUUGUGCAGGAUCACAACUCUCAGGCUAUAGCAGUGGGGGCUACUAUGGCCCAUGAGAUGGGGCACAAUCUGGGCAUGAGUCACGACAGCAGCAGCUGCGAUUGUUCUGAUGGCACUUGCAUUAUGACAGCUGCUCUCAGCUAUUUCAUCCCUCAACACUUCAGCAGCUGCAGUACUAAUAACUAUGCAGAUUACCUGAACAGCAAAAACCCAGAAUGUCUUAUGAAUAUGCCCAAACCAAAAGAAUUGAUUCAGCCACCUGUAUGUGGAAAUGGAUUUGUGGAGAUAGGAGAACAAUGUGACUGUGGAACACUGCAGGAGUGCACAAACCCAUGCUGCAAUGCCACCACCUGCAAACUGACAGAGGGCUCACAAUGUGCAACAGGGGAAUGUUGUGAGAAUUGUAAGAUCAUGUCAGCCGCACAUGUGUGUCGUCCAAAUAAUUACGAGUGUGAUUUGCCCGAGUCAUGCACUGGAAAAUCAGCCGAGUGUCCUGAAGAUGUCUUUACAGUCAAUGGACUCCCUUGCAAGAAUGGGAAAGGCUAUUGCUACAAUGGCCAGUGCCCACAGAGAGAGGAGCAAUGCAUUAAAAUGUGGGGUCCAACUGCUGUAGUGGCUCAGGACUAUUGCUACAACCAGAACACAAGAGCGGAAUACUACGCCUACUGCAAACGCAAUGGCGAUAAAUAUAUUGGAUGCCAAAAACAAGAUGUGAUGUGUGGAAAACUGUUCUGUGAAUCUAGCAAUGAAAGUCCCAAUUAUGGACGCCUAGUAAAAUUCAAAAAUUGUAAAGCCACAUUCUACAGUGAUCCUGAAAAAGAUUAUGGUCAAGUCGACACUGGCACCAAAUGUGGGGAAGGACUGGUUUGUAACCAGAAUGAGUGUGUUGACCUAGAGACGGCUUACAAAGCAACAAACUGCUCCGCCAAGUGCAGAGGCCAUGCGGUUUGUGACCACAGAAAGGAGUGCAGAUGUGAAACUGGAUGGCUGCCUCCAGAUUGUGAAACACCAGCAGAAAGUGAAGGUUCUUCUAAAGGUGUGACAAUAGCCAUUGCUGUGGUUGUCUGUGUCCUGAUUGGGAUACUUCUAAUUGGACUGGCCGUCUUCUUUUACAAGCGCAGCAAGCGCACGCCACAUUCAUUCGGCCGUCCAAGGCAGCAGAAAGUUCAUGUAGUCAACAUCCCUGACUACAGCCAUCAGUCGACACCAAAUCAGAAGCCAUCUCCGGUAACAAGGCCUUCAGCACCACCUCCACAUCCACCUCCACUCUCUUCAGUUCAAUCCAGAGCUCUACAUAAUGACUACCUAAAUGCACGACAGGCUCUUAGACCACCUCCUCCAAGGGUGUGAUGUCUAGCACCUGUCAAACCAGCACUUUGGAUGGUCAGAGACUCCAGACCCUGCAGAUUGGAUAUAAGUGUGUUACAAGCCUGAGGCUUAGUAAACCAACACAACUAAAUGAAUUUUACAGUGUGUAAAAGAUUGUCCUUGAGUGACAUGAUGAAUUUUAAGUCGUUUUGUUUUUAAUUGAAAAUUUGAUUUUUAAAUUUCACUUUAAUUUAUUUAUUUGUACAGUCUGUUCCUGUAUAAUUGAGCCUGCCUUCUGUAUAGUAAUGGUUUUUAUGAUUUUCAGUCAGCAAAAAUAGCCCUCACGUCCACAGAUAGCUCACAUUAUAAAGCUGAUUUUCUAAAGUUUAUAAAAUUUCACACCCCCUCUGUAAAGUCACUACCUCUUCUAGAUGUGAUUCUAUUCUAGUUUUUCAUUGCAAUAUCAGCAACUUCUUUUUUAUGCUUAAAAAAAGGCUUUUAAAUGCUUUAAAUAAUUAAAAUUUUUGUGGUUUUAUAUUUAUGAAAACUUAUUGUUUUGUAAAAUGCAAUGUGAAUUUAUGACUGAAAUAUAUUUGCAUGUUGAAUCACAUUCAGAUUAUUGUUUUUUAACCAACUGAUUAAAAAUUAAGAAAAUAUGACCAAACAUGAGGACCAUAGUAUUUCAGUUUUUAUUUGUCGUCUUAACUGAUACAUCUACAUAAUAUCAAGAAAUUUAUGGUGGCCUCGCGUUACAAGUACUUGAUAAAAUGGUAGUUCAAUUAAAUCUCCAUAUUGUAUUUUUAAUGAUGCUAUAAUUGUGCAUAAACAACAUUUUUACACAUUCCCACAGAUGUGUUUCAGGGACUUCAUUGAGUCUCUGAGCCUAUGAAGGCCUAAUACUCAACAUUUCAACUCUUGAACGCAAACAGAAACUUAAUAAAUUCAAACUUCCACAUCCUUCCAUUAGAAGUUCACAUUGCCAAUACACCAAGACCAGCUCACACCCUGUUAAACCAUUCAAGAAAAACAGUAGAACUGAUCCCAGAUCAGCUGCUUAAUCCAUUGGUAUACAUGCAAAUAAAUGUAGCAAAUGUUCCCUUUAGAGUUCACAGACAUACUGCACUGAUUAGAUCCAGCAAAACACACAUACACACUUCAGAAAAUGCUGUAUGUUGGAAGGUUGCACUGGAAUCACAUUUAUUUGUCAUAAAAGCUGAAUUCAUACACCUAAAGAUGAGCACAACAUAUCGGUCAUAUCAUUAGAUUUUAGAAAGAAAAAAAAAAUUCAGUCUCAUGUGAAGAACAGAUCCUGUAUUUAAAUAAAAAAUAAGUGAAAAAAAAAAAAAA
Molecule: messenger RNA, 3692 nt
Organism: Onychostoma macrolepis
Lineage: Eukaryota; Metazoa; Chordata; Actinopteri; Cypriniformes; Cyprinidae
Gene: adam28
Product: ADAM metallopeptidase domain 28
Exons: 23
Coding region: 45-2387 (780 amino acids)
Biological process (GO): proteolysis
Cellular component (GO): plasma membrane
Molecular function (GO): metalloendopeptidase activity
Source: RefSeq, a predicted model, not a curated record